CGCGGCCCCGGAAGCGGAGCCAUGGCGGCGGUGGCGGCGGUAACGCUGCCGCUGCUGGUGCUAACGGCGGCGGCGGCGCUGACGGGAGGCGACGACUCGGACUGGGUACGGCUGCCCAGCAAGUGUGAGGUGUGCAAGUAUGUGGCGGUGGAGCUGAAAUCUGCUUUUGAGGAGACCGGCAAGACCAAGGAGGUGAUCGACACCAAAUACGGCUUCCUGGACGGGAAGGGCUCUGCCGUCAAGUACACGCAGUCGGACAUCAGGUUAAUCGAGGUGACGGAGAACAUCUGCAAGCGGCUGUUGGAUUACAACCUGCACAAGGAGAGGAGCGGCAGUAACAGAUUCGCAAAGGGCAUGUCGGAGACGUUCGAGACCCUGCACAACCUGGUGCACAAGGGCGUCAAGGUGGUGAUGGACAUCCCCUACGAGCUGUGGAACGAGACCUCUGCUGAGGUGGCUGACCUCAAAAAACAGUGCGACGUGCUGGUGGAGGAGUACGAAGAUGUGAUCGAGGACUGGUACAGGCACCACCAGGCAGAGGAUCUCUCCCAGUUUCUCUGCGCCGACCACGUGUUAAAAGGGAAGGACACAAGCUGCCUGGCAGAGAAGUGGACUGGCAAGAAGGGUGAUUUGGCCAGCGUGGGGGAGAAGCAGAGCAAGAAAAAGAGUGGGAAGAAGAAGAAAAAGGGCCGGAAGGAUGAGGACGAGGGAGCUGCCAGCCUCCCGGCUGCAGGGGAGGCCUUGGAGGAGAGCGGGGUCCAGGAGGAGGCUCCACUCCCCCACAGCCCAUCUGAUGAGCUGUAGGGACGCAGCCCCAGCCCCCGGGGUCUCAGCCCACCGUCUCCCGCGGGUACCAAAGGAAAAGGGACUUUUGCGGCGCGGCGUGAGAGACCGAACCCGGGGAGGGCGGGGA
Messenger RNA from Haliaeetus leucocephalus (bald eagle), 913 nucleotides. It is a transcript of the gene CNPY3, whose product is annotated as canopy FGF signaling regulator 3. Gene Ontology annotation, cellular component: endomembrane system. The record is from RefSeq and is a predicted model, not a curated record. Lineage: Eukaryota; Metazoa; Chordata; Aves; Accipitriformes; Accipitridae. The transcript has 6 exons. Bases 22 to 804 code for a protein of 260 amino acids. Gene Ontology annotation, molecular function: signaling receptor binding.